Poecilia reticulata (guppy) is the source of this 1236-nucleotide messenger RNA. The record is from RefSeq and is a predicted model, not a curated record. NCBI's taxonomy places the organism in Eukaryota, Metazoa, Chordata, Actinopteri, Cyprinodontiformes, Poeciliidae.
AUUGUGUAGGGCUGUGUAGCUCAUGAUACGAUAUCAUGAGAUUAUUGUAUCACUACAGCCCUAACCUCAACCUUAUUGAAACCCUAAUGAAAAUAUGUGGCUAAUUCUUAAAAGCCAAUGGGUUUGCCCAGAAAUCAGCCAAUUUAAAUUCAUUGAUGGCUAAAAAUUGUGUGAUUUAUGCAAUAAAUUCAACCAUAGGUACUCCAUUAUACUAGUUACUCUCAACAUAGUUUGACGGUAUUGUUCAGUUAAUUCCCACACAACACAACAACACACCAGGGAGCUCUGCUCUGCACUUAAAUUGAUUUGCAUGUCAGUAGAUAUGUGAUGCCGUCAUGAUGUGGCCAACUAAUCUCUGUUCUCUCCAGCAUGGAUGGAUUCAGGGUCGUCAAGCUGAAUGAGGUCAUUCGCCUGGUCGAUGUUAUCAUCACAUGCACUGGGAACAAAAACGUGGUGACCAGGGACCAGCUGGAUCGAAUGAAAAAUGGCUGCAUUGUGUGCAACAUGGGACACUCAAACACUGAGAUCGAUGUGGCUAGUCUACGGACUCCUGAGCUGACGUGGGAACGAGUCCGCUCUCAGGUGGAUCAUGUGAUCUGGCCUGAUGGCAAAAGGGUCAUCCUGCUGGCUGAGGGGCGCCUGUUGAACCUGAGCUGCUCCACCGUUCCCACCUUUGUCCUUUCCAUCACAGCCACCACUCAGGCUUUGGCCCUCAUAGAGUUGUAUAAUGCCCCAGAGGGACGUUACAAACAAGACGUGUACUUGCUUCCCAAAAAAAUGGAUGAGUACGUGGCCAGUUUGCAUCUGGCCACUUUUGAUGCCCACCUGACAGAACUCACAGAUGAGCAGGCAAAGUAUCUGGGUUUGAAUAAAAAUGGCCCCUUUAAGCCAAACUACUACAGGUAUUAGGCUGCCACCACCACGGUCCGGACCAGCCCUACGUGGAUCUGUAUAUUUCUGAUAUUACCUGUUCUCAAGAAAGAUAGACUUAUCUAUCUUGUAUUUUUCACAGGAGGUACAAGUUGCAUUUAGACGCAUCUGACGUGCUGCUUCCUAUAAACGAUGCACGUGGCACUUAGCUGGCUAUGAAAGGUUAAUGUAAUAAUUACAGCACUGGGAUAUCUGAUAGAUGUAUUGAAUGUGUUUCCUUAGCUGCUGGUUCCUGUCUGAGAGCUUUUCCAGUAAAAUGUGCCAAAUAACAGAGGGCUAGUGUUGUGAAAGAUAAAGAACUAAAAA